This is a messenger RNA of Dovyalis caffra, 462 nucleotides long. The record is from the annotation of a GenBank genome assembly. Lineage: Eukaryota; Viridiplantae; Streptophyta; Magnoliopsida; Malpighiales; Salicaceae.
AUGGCCACCACAGCAGCCCUCUCCAGCGCCAUGGUUAGCACCUCUUUCGCUCCCCAAAAGCCGGUGACGAGCCUACGGGCUCUUCCCAACGUGGGGCAGGCUCUUUUCGGGUUAAAAGCCAGUCGGGGAGGACGUGUUAAGGCAAUGGCAACUUACAAAGUGACGCUUAUCACUCCUGAUGGUAAAGUAGACUUCGAAUGCCCCGAUGGCGAGUACAUCCUUGACCGGGCUGAGGAGGGACCUCAAGUUGACCUCCCAUUCUCUUGCAGGGCUGGUGCUUGCUCUUCAUGCGCUGGCAAGAUUGUGGAAGGGAGUGUGGAUCAGGCUGAUGGUAGCUUUCUUGAUGAUGACCAGCUAGAGGCGGGUUGGGUUCUCACUUGUGUUGCUAGACCUACGUCUGACGUUGUCAUUGAGACGCACAAAGAGGAGGAACUCUACAAGGAACAUUUUUCAGCCUCGUAA